AUGUAUGGGUUGAGACUUAAUGCCUCUAAGACUGAAAUCUUCAUUGCUGGUGUGAAUGGAAAUAAUAGGACUUUGGUGCAUGAGGCUACUGGAUUUAUAAUAGGCUGUCUUCCAGUGAGAUACCUUGGGGUACCUCUAGUCCCCAGGAAAUUAACUGAGAAUGAUUGUGUUGUUCUAGUGGAGAAAAUCAAAGCAAAGUUGGUACUUUGGUCCAACAGAUGGUUGAGUUAUGCAGGUAGGUUGCAACUGGUGAAGGCAGUCUUGUUUAGCAUUGCCAAUUUCUGGUGCAGACAACUUAUUCUGCCUGCUGCUGUGAUUAGGAGGGUGGACCAGCUUUGUGCUAGGUUCUUUUCGAAGGGUGGAGAUAUUCCAGCUAAGGGAGCUCGAGAGUUACUUACUGCUGAGGGCUCACUUUGGGUUGCUUGGGUGAGGUCUUAUGUCCUUAAGGGGGCUAACUUCUGGUCUAUUGAAAGCAAAGCCUCAUUCAGCUGGAGUAUGCGGAAAAUUCUGAAAACGAGAAGAAUUGCAACCUCUGUUCUCAGGGACCAUGGACUGGGACAAGGUCAACGCUCGUUGGAUAUGGCAGAAGAUUAG
Molecule: messenger RNA, 594 nt
Organism: Hibiscus syriacus
Lineage: Eukaryota; Viridiplantae; Streptophyta; Magnoliopsida; Malvales; Malvaceae
Exons: 2
Coding region: 1-594 (197 amino acids)
Source: RefSeq, a predicted model, not a curated record